AUGUCUUUAUCACCUCUCUUUGAGCAACUUAUUCCUAUUCGCCAAACAUGCUUUUCAAAAAACCCUUUGACUUCGCGACAAGAUAGCCAGCAACUCAAUGAGCGAUUACGCGACCUACUCGUCAUUCUAAAGAAGCGAUCAGAAUUUGAGACAUGCGAUGCAGCGAUCUAUGGCAUUCUAAAUGAUAUGCUUGUGGCAGCACUUUUACGUAUCAAAAAGGCAAAUGCACGAUACGACAGCACCGUUGAGAUAUGGCUUGAAUGUAUGCUUGCACUUGUCAGCUAUGAACGGUGGCAGCUUCUUGCUUCGUCACAACUUGUACAGCAGCUCGUGAUUUUGUUUUCAGACAUGAUUAUGCCACCCGAUAAAACAGCACGCGGAACCACAUUCCAGCAACAACAGCAACCUGAAGAAAUCCAGCAUUUAGCAAUCCAAUGUCUCUCAUCGAUUCUUCCAGUACAAAAAGGCAGCUAUUCUUCAUUAUCGCCUAGACCUGAUUUGAUACAAGCGUUGCAGGAUGUGAAGUUUCGAUCUCAAAUUGGUUACACCGUCACUGCAUUGCUCGAAUUAUCGCUCAAAGCCGAUGCCAUGGAAAUGCGACUUGAUGCCAUGGCAACGCUCAGACAACUUUUAUUGGACAAUCUCAGAGAUGAGGAUAUCAUUGCUUUCAUGUUGCCAAAGAUCGUAUCCAAUCUAUGUCGUAUCAUGUACCAAAAGAAGGAAAAAGAGAACCAUCGCAUUUUGGUGAUUGCAUUGGAUGUCCUGGGUGAUGUGCUGGUGCAUGUUCUUUGUGAUUCCAACACUCCUGAUUAUAUAAGUCCAGCCGUUCAUUCAUUUCAGGAUUUGGCACAUGUCGGCAUUUUGGCAAAGACGACAAACACAAUACCUGAAGAGCAGGAGCAGCAGCAGCAACAACAACAACGCACCAAGGAAUGGUAUGAAACAAUUCAACAGCGGAUCGAGGAGCAAUUGCAGACUAUUUUGGGAGGUGGUGGACAACACAGCGAAUGGCGUGUACGACGAGCCUAUGUUCGAUUUGCAAACAAGCUGUUGACACGAUGUACACAAACAUUGGACAAAUGUGUGCCAUUGUUACUCAAGACGAUGGUGCUACACUUUGAUGAUCCAUACAAGCAAGUAGCCGUCGAAUGUAAGAUGCUUGUUGGGGAGUUAAUGACAAGUGAAUCUUCUCCGCAAUUGACGAUCAUCCCCACUCUUCAAUCCAAUCUUUAUGUAUCUCUUACAAGUCUUCCUACAUGUUUGAUCUCUGGUGGUGACGAACAAGAGAAGGCGAGUGCUAUGGCUUUGAUCACUGGCUACGUCCUCAUUCUUGGAAAGCACGCUGAAAGUGUUCUUGAUAAGGGUAUCACUCGCAAUGCGGAUGCAUGGCUUGCUGCACUCACUGUGGAUCGUGAUGGUCUCAACAUUCUUGAUGAAGCAUGGCAAAAGAGUGAAAAGUACGUCGAUUUGCAACAAGAGGAUUCAGCCACAGCAUCCUUGGUCUAUCCCAAAUUCCGAUUCAAGCAUCUGGUUGCCGAGCACACGGUUGAACAGGCGACACGCAUGUUGAAUGUCAUUGGAAGCAAGAGCAGUGAUGUCGGUUAUUGGAUCAAUUUCUUCAAAGGAUUCAUUCAUCCAUUUAACGACAAUGAAUGGGAGCCACAAGCCAUCUUCGUGAUUCAUGCCCUUCUUUCAGGCGCUUCCUCUCGUGAUGAAGAUGAUGGUGGCGAUUGGGGAUUGCGUAUACCCAAGGAAGAAGAUGAUAUGGGAGAAAAGCAAGCCUUCAAAACUGUGGCAUUACAGGCGCUUCAUGAUAUGAUGGAAAUGGUGAUUGAUCCAGCAGAAGAGGAUCCAUUGUCUCAAAGCAAGGCCAUGGUAUCAACCACACCAGCAACGACGAUGACAACCACUGAGAUGGAGACUUCCAAGGUGCUUUCAAUAUGUUUUGGAUUACAAACAGUGGGACUAUUGGCGUGUAUUUUGGAGCGAGAGUAUAUGCAAGAUGAGUUGAUCACGAUAUUGUAUCCGCUACUGGCACAUCUCGGUUCACCCAACAUUUCGAUCCACAGCUACGCAUUGACAACAUUGGAUGUGAUUGCUCUUGUAUGUGGGCAGAGGAGCGCAAAGGAGUUAUCAGUGGCCAAUUGUGAUUAUAUCAUCAACAUGGUGACACGCCGUAUGACGGUGCUUGCUGACAACAUGCGAGGUCCACUUGUGCUCAAGGCUCUUGUUCGUAUUGGUGGUCAUGCCAUGGUUGACUAUCUUGGUGAUACAGUUGAAGAAAUCUUUGAUGCACUUGACAGGUUCCACAUGCAUGGAUGGUUAUGUGCACAACUAUGCAGCGUGCUUACGGAGAUCGUCCUUGUCUUUUAUCGAUCCACCGGCUUACUCGACAUUGAGCCUUUCACUGAUGACGACAUUGAAGCAACAGGAAAAGUGGAACAGCAUCAAGAGGAUAUCAACCCUAUUUCGAAGGAGAUUUAUGAGUUUAUUCAGGCACAGCAACAACAAAAAGAGUGUAUUGACGACCCAGUUGACAAGGCGACAACGGAAGAAAUUGGACGUUAUUUCUUGGAGCGACAACGUCAAAAGGAGAACGAGCAACAGAAGGAGGAGGAGAAGAAGAUGAAAGGAAUGACAAUGGAUGAGGAUGAAGAUGAUACAGCAACAAUGAAUCAUGGCAAUGAUGAUGAUGAUAAGAUACCCCUUUCGCCAACUGAAAAGAUGACGGCUGAUAUCCUGCAAAAGGCACAACACUUUUUGACAUCUCCAUCACCCAAUGUACGAUCAGAAAUACUUGCGCUAUUUGGUAAUGGUGCGUUUGUAUUACAAGGACGACCCGAGACUUUGGUACCUUUGAUUGCUACAGUAUGGCCAUCCAUUAUGCAACGAUUGAAAUCCGACAAUGAACAACAUCAUACGAUCAUACAAGCUGUGGUAUGCGUUGGACGACUAGCAGAGAGUGUGGGGGAUGCACUAUCACGCCGAUUUGAGAAACAAGUGUGGCCACGAUUUCGUACAUUGAUGCAACAAGGACAAAGUGAAGGUGUAGCGCAAUACUAUUCGCCGUUUUCUUACAUGAGUCGUUUGCAUGGAUCCAUUCUUCAAGCUAUCACCAAGGUAGUUGAUCACGUGGAUGUAUCCGCUGAACUUGUUCCCGAGCUGCAGGCAGCCACUCAACGUUUUUUGGACGAGCGUUUUCAUCCGGACUUGCAAGAAUACGCCAUCACGCUUAUGAUAUCACUUGCCAAACGACAUCCAGACACCGUAUGGCUAGGUCUAUUCUCAUUGUUGGGCGACAAGGCACGAAUAGUAGCCCCUGAUCCCAUGUUGAAUGAUUUUGUGGUACCGGAAUGGUCAAGAAACAAGGACAAAUAUUUAGUGAGGAAUGCACGAAAACUGUUGGAUCAAAUUGCGUAA
Messenger RNA from Lichtheimia ornata, 3420 nucleotides. RefSeq lists its product as uncharacterized. The transcript has a single exon. Bases 1 to 3420 code for a protein of 1139 amino acids. The record is from RefSeq and is a predicted model, not a curated record. Gene Ontology annotation, cellular component: cytoplasm. Gene Ontology annotation, biological process: chromatin remodeling. NCBI's taxonomy places the organism in Eukaryota, Fungi, Mucoromycota, Mucoromycetes, Mucorales, Lichtheimiaceae.